CCCCCGCCUGUAGCCGCACCCACCAACAGCCCUGCGCCCUCCCGGUGCAAACGGAGUGGCGCCGUCAUGUCCUUCAUCGCCGGGCAGCCUGUCACUGCGGUUGUGCAACGUAUUGAAAUCCAUAAACUGCGUCAUGGUGAUAAUCUGAUCCUGGGAUUCAGUAUUGGAGGUGGAAUCGACCAGGACCCAACACAGAACCCUUACUCAGCGGACAAAACAGACAAGGGUAUAUAUGUAACAAGAGUCUCAGAAGGAGGACCAGCGGAAGUAGCAGGUCUCCAGAUUGGAGACAAGAUAAUGCAGGUGAAUGGUUGGGAUAUGACGAUGGUAACACAUGACCAGGCCCGGAAACGUCUCACUAAGAAGAAUGAAGAUGUUGUUCGGCUUCUGGUAACUCGUAAAUCUCUGCAGCAGGCGAUCCGCCAGUCACUGCAGUGAUCAAGCUCUCACUGAGACUAGUACCCUCCUUGAAUAUCACAUUUUAAAGAGAAAUUAUCCUGCCAUUAAAGGCCAUUUAAUAUUGCUGCACAGCAUUAUACAGACCAUAGCCAGUCAGCAUUCAUCACUAGUAGACAAGCAAAGGCACUUGCUAUUUAAGUAUAUAGAUAACAACCUGGAUGUAUAUUGCACUGAGAAUGACAUGACAUUCUCUGGUGGAAUGUACAAACUAGUACUGAUAAUAUCAAUUUUACAGCAUUAUCAUUGGGACCAUUACCCAAAGUCAAGGACUCUGGCACAUUUAAUACUAGAACCUCAAGCUUGUUAGACAAGUAUUUGACAUGUUCUUUUCACAUUCCUCUGUUCAAGUGCAGACUUUAAACUAUUUUAAUUUGUUUUAAAUCUGCAUCCAAAUGCCAGAGUUCUGUGAAAGAUAUUGCUGGUAUUCUUGAGUGCUUUUCAAUGGCCAAGAUGCACCAGAAAUGGCUGCUCACAUCCUUUCCUAUCGGCACUGAGCAACUUAAUGGAUAGUUGUUGUUUAAAAAAUGACUUCAAUGUAUUAGGCACUGUGUGAAAAUAAGCAGAGGUAUACUUUGGUUUUAUCUGUUCACACUAUAGCUUCAUCUGUCGCAAGUACCAAUGAAUUGAUGCUGCACAAUACAAGGAUUGCCCUGGGGCUCACUAAUCAUGGGUGAGAUGCUGUUUUGGUGGAAGAAACAAUUAAUUUAAAAACCAAUUUGUACCAAAACAAUCUACAUCCUUUCUGCUAUAAAUUCUGAACCUAUGUAGACAUUUAGAAGUUAAAGAUUUGUCUGAAGUCAUUUUUCAAAAUGUACUUUUUUUUACAGCUUUAUAUUGAAUAAUCUUUUCUAAUAUUUUAAACACAACCUUGUGCCUUCACACACUUAGCUGCACAGUACUAAUCUCGAAAUGUAAAGUAUAACCACAAGUGUAAUGUACUUGCAAAAGGAACCGGUGCUAGAUUGUUAUUUCUGCGCUUUUCUUCUCAUGUUGCUGUAUAUGGUGUAGCUUUCAUUUAUAAUCCAUGGUCAUCACUAAGUAACUAUCCAAGGCUCUCCAAAGUGCCUUCAUUCCCAAUUAUUGCAAAUAGCCAGCCAAAAACCCAAAACACACAGAAGGAAAGGAUUUCACUGCUGUGUCUGCUGCACAAACAUGCAUUUAAUUUCCUUCCUUUGCCUACAAUUAUUGGGACCUCUCACAUGUAUAAAAAUGAAACCAAACCUUGUGUGCAUAGUUAUCUGAUUACCUCUUAGCCAGUUGUAAGAGUGCGUGGCUGCCUGUUGUCGCUGGAACACAAGUGAAAUUACCAACGGGUGGUUUCUGAAACAAACUGAGGGCUCUGGAUUCUAACGUUCUCCUCUCAAAGUUCUAUUUGUUUCUCAUCAUAUGUUUUACUCCAUUUCUCAUGGUAUUGCGCAGUGAGAGCUAACACUCACCAAGCAAUAACUGUGUUCAGAAUGCAUACAGAAACUGCAUGCUUCAUCUAGGCUCCUCACAGCAUUAACUUUUUAAUUGUAUAGUUUACUAGACAUUUUGAACCAUUUCCUGACUUUUUAAAAAAUUGAUAAAUGACUACAAAAUGUAAGGUGUGUAAAAGAUGCAUAGAGACUGCCGGGUUCAUGUUUAUAAAUCCUGUGGAUCAUGAAAUGCUUUCAUAAUUUCAUGACUGAGACUCUUUAAUAAUUGGGUUAAAUUGUUAUGAAUAAAUCUGGAGUGUAUGAAAUGCAAUUAUUCAUUGUACAAAAUAGCCUUUCACCAUUCAACUGCUUUCAAUAAAAAAUACUUGAGUUAUUAAA
Molecule: messenger RNA, 2255 nt
Organism: Stegostoma tigrinum
Lineage: Eukaryota; Metazoa; Chordata; Chondrichthyes; Orectolobiformes; Stegostomatidae
Gene: tax1bp3
Product: Tax1 (human T-cell leukemia virus type I) binding protein 3
Exons: 4
Coding region: 67-438 (123 amino acids)
Biological process (GO): proteolysis; neurotransmitter receptor transport postsynaptic membrane to endosome; neurotransmitter receptor transport, endosome to postsynaptic membrane
Cellular component (GO): adherens junction; postsynaptic membrane; postsynaptic density
Molecular function (GO): protein binding
Source: RefSeq, a predicted model, not a curated record